Molecule: messenger RNA, 2100 nt
Organism: Dioszegia hungarica
Lineage: Eukaryota; Fungi; Basidiomycota; Tremellomycetes; Tremellales; Bulleribasidiaceae
Product: putative mitochondrial inner membrane protein
Exons: 17
Coding region: 1-2100 (699 amino acids)
Biological process (GO): malate-aspartate shuttle; L-glutamate transmembrane transport; aspartate transmembrane transport
Molecular function (GO): calcium ion binding; L-aspartate transmembrane transporter activity; L-glutamate transmembrane transporter activity
Source: RefSeq, a predicted model, not a curated record
AUGGCGGACUCGGACGCGCCAGGCAUCUUCUCGCGAGUGGCUUCGACCUUCACCUCCCUCGCCUCCACGGUCAAACCCGCAGAGAACGAGCUCGCGAGGUGGAGGAGGACUUUCGACCGCUUUGCAGAAGAUGCGAGCGAUGGCAAGAAGUAUCUAUCGCCCUCUGGCUUCAUAGAUGCGAUUGCGCCCACAGAGGAGGGCUUCUCUCGGAUACAUAAGGAGCAGUACAACCUUCUCUUUCGAGUUGCAGAUAUCUCUAGACGGGGAUUGGUGUCUUGGGAGGACUUUGUCGUAUUUGAGACUUUGCUGAAGCGGCCUGACGCCGAUUAUCAACUCGCUUUCCAGGUAUUUGACAAUGAUGCGUCUGGAUCGAUAGACUUUGACGAGUUCAAAGCGGUCUUGUCAUCCAACAUUGCUGCGUCCCACAUUCCUUUCGACUUUGAGGUGCCAUGGAUGAAGCUAUACGUCGGACAAAAAGGAGGACAACAUGUACUGGGAUACCAUGAAUUCACUCAACUUAUCAAAGGCUACCAGGGCGAGAGGCUUCGCCAGGCUUUCCAUUACUUCGACUCGGACUCAGAUGGGUACAUUAGUCCUGGGGAGUUCCAACAGAUCAUCAUCGAAAUCGCUGGCCACAAGCUCUCGAACCCCAUCUUGGAACGCCUGCCCACGCUCUGCACCAUGAACCCGGGACGCAAGAUCUCAUACUCCGAAGUCAUCGCCUUCCACAACAUCAUUCGCGAAAUGGAUGCGGUGGAGCGGAUCAUCCUGCACGCUGUUCGGAAAAGCAGAGAUGGUAAGAUCGAUCUGAGCGACUUCUUGAACGAGGCGGCGGGUAGUAUGCGGUACGGGAUGUUCACGCCGAUGGAGGCCAACAUCAUCUGGCAUUUCGCCAGUCGCGGCGGUAUGGGCUCCAAUCAGCGGCUCGGCAUGGCGGACUUCCAGGCAUUGCUUGACGCAAAGUGGCAACCUCCGGACCUGGCAUCUGCUCCCUCCGCAUCAUCAUCAUCAUCAACAUUCUUUUCAGACUUCCUUCAAUCUACCUACAACUUUGUCCAAGGUGGUAUCGCUGGCGGUAUCGGCGCUUUCGCCGUCUACCCCAUCGAUCUCGUCAAAACGCGACUUCAGAACCAGCGAUCUACGGUUGUUGGCGAGGUUAUGUACCGAAACGCUGCCGACUGCGUGCGCAAGGUGUACGCGAACGAAGGAGGAGUGCGGGGUUUCUACCGGGGUGUCUGGCCGCAGUUGUUGGGUGUUGCGCCCGAAAAGGCAAUCAAAUUGACGGUCAACGACCUGGUCAGGAAGAAGAGGACAGAUCCGGAGACGGGUCGAAUCACAUUAGGCAGUGAAUUGUUGGCUGGAGGAACCGCUGGAGCUUGUCAAGUCGUGGUCACGAAUCCCCUUGAGAUUGUCAAAAUCCGGCUGCAAAUGGCCGGAGAGAUCGCUCGUUCAUCGGCUGGUACCGCACCACCCAGGGGCGCAUGGCAUAUCAUCAAGUCACUGGGUCUGAUCGGAUUGUACAAAGGCGCUACCGCUUGUCUCUCACGAGACGCACCAUUCUCCAUGAUCUACUUCACCUCAUACGCCAGGCUCAAGAAGGACGUCUUCCACGAGGGUCGACGAGGCAAGGUGCUCAGCACAGGGGAGCUGCUUCUCGCCGCUGGUGCUGCUGGUAUGCCUUCAGCAUACCUGACUACGCCUUUCGAUGUCGUCAAGACUCGCUUGCAAAGUCAAGCUCGAAAAGGCGAGACUGUCUACAAGGGGGUUGUAGAUGGUAUUCGCAAGAUUGCUCAAGAGGAGGGACCAAAAGCACUCUUCAAGGGCGGUAUAGCCCGAGUCAUCCGAUCUUCGCCGCAAUUUGCCGUUACUCUGACAAUGUAUGAGCUUCUCCACAAGGUGGCACCCUACCCGUGGGCAGUAGACAAGCAGGAGCAAGCACGACCGACCCGCCGCACCGAAGAUAUCUCCCGCAUUCGCGCCCGUAACGGUCUGCGAAUCUUGCUCGACUGCUCCUCCUCCUUCGGCAUGGCCGCGUCCAAUACCAGCCAGGGUCUCAAGGCACUGCCGCCAAUCUUGAAACCGUCGAAGGAGUUCCACUGA